Messenger RNA from Talaromyces stipitatus ATCC 10500, 442 nucleotides. RefSeq lists its product as uncharacterized. NCBI's taxonomy places the organism in Eukaryota, Fungi, Ascomycota, Eurotiomycetes, Eurotiales, Trichocomaceae. The transcript has 2 exons. The record is from RefSeq and is a predicted model, not a curated record. The coding region runs from base 1 to 333 and encodes 110 amino acids.
AUGCCAAAGCAAGCGAAUAUUCCAGUUGAGCUCCGCGUUCAGGUCGUAACGCUGGUUAUGGUUGCAAAAAUGAAGCCUCAAGAUGUGACUAAUCUUCUAGGACUGCCCUUGAGCACUGUAUAUGAGAUUAUUAAGCGUGCAAAGGCCCGAGGAUUUGAUCCUGAUAUCAGUCCCCGGGUUGAGCAUGCUCAUGUAAUUGAUUUACCACGUUCUGGGCGGCCGAAGACCAUUACUCCUGAAAUUGAGGAUUCAAUUGUCAAUAGUAUAACCAAGGAUCGCGCUGGACGUGAGAAAUCUGCUGAGUAUCUUUCUUAUGAAGCUGUGUUUGAAUAGCGAUCUUACGUAUCACUAUACGGCGCUGUAGCACGCCGUCGAUUCGUACGCGAACUGGUCGGGAUUACUAUUCUCCGUGCGCUAGAGCGACCAACACCAUAUAAUGUAU